AUGAAGCUCUGGAAUGUGAUUGGGUUUGCUGGUCACAAGCUAGGGGCAUUGACAGUUGUGUGCGACGUGGACCUGCUUGGUGGCGGGACGCUGCAUUUGGCGUACUACACCGACGUGAAGAACAGUGCGUCGCUGCUGCACAAGAUCCUGUCCAACGAAGUCAACGUCGCCCUCAUUAACGCAGACACGGUCGUGAGCCUGUUCCAAGUCCACGCCGCCGCGUCUCGCGCGCUCCUCUCGGUGCAGAACCACUCGAUGACCACGAACUCGCCCCACUCGGAACAUGUCUUCAACCUCAACCAAGCCACCCAGGUCCUUGUGUGCGUGUUCGACGAUGCUACCGCCCUCGACACAGUCGGCAUUGAUGGCAUGCUGAAACCUGUCACUUCCAUCGAAAACCACACCCACUUGACUCCCGAGCACAUCCAAGUGUUGAAGAAGCACUACAAGAUUCAGGACCUGGAGCUGCAAGUGACCACGCUCAGCGACGCCAUCGUCAGCCGCAUUGCGACCAAGAACGUCAAUAAGUAG
Aphanomyces astaci is the source of this 531-nucleotide messenger RNA. RefSeq lists its product as hypothetical. The transcript is spliced from 4 exons. Gene Ontology annotation, cellular component: cytosol; nucleus; EKC/KEOPS complex. The record is from RefSeq and is a predicted model, not a curated record. Lineage: Eukaryota; Oomycota; Saprolegniomycetes; Saprolegniales; Verrucalvaceae. The coding region runs from base 1 to 531 and encodes 176 amino acids. Gene Ontology annotation, biological process: tRNA threonylcarbamoyladenosine modification; telomere maintenance via recombination.